UACUUCGCUGCACUUCCAACCGCCAGGCCAUCGGGCAAUGUGAGUUCAAUGUCGCUGAAGGCGGCGGCAACCCAAAGGAGACCUGCUCUGCUUUUUUCCCACCUCGUGAGCAACUAUCAAAGUUAUUGUGCACUGUGGAAGGAACGAGCCCGCAGCCCGGGUCCCUCCAUGGGGGUGGUUCGUGGUGCCUCGAUGCGGAGAAACUGGAGGCCAAGAGCAAGACGAGUGACAACGACUACACCGAAGUGCACGCGGUGUGUGCGGGGGUGCAGUGCGAGGCGGGCAAGGUGAAGGUGAAGUACCUCGGCAGCGACGCGUGGCAGGAGUGCCCCGAGGGGAAGUUUGUCACGCCGAAGUCGGCGUAUUUCAAGGACGGCGGCAAGAUCAAGUGCCCGAAGUACGAGGAGGUGUGCACCAUCGCCGCCAACGGCAGCAGCCUCGUCAAACCCAGCCCCGCUGACAAGGACGUCAAAAAAGCCGACACGGACAGCAAAAAAGAAGACAAGGACGUCAAAAAGGACGACAAGGACAGCAAAAAAGAUAAGGACGGCAAAAAGGACAAAGACGGCAAAAAAGAGGACAAGGACAGCAAAAAAGAGGACACGGCCAGCAAAAAAGACAAGGACGGCAAAAAAGACGACGCGGCCGGCAAGAAGGACAAGGACGGCAAAAAAGACGACACGGCCAGCAAAAAAGACAAGGACGGCAAAAAAGACGGCCACGGUGGCAGUGCUGCUGUUGUCUCCAGUCUGCUUGUCCUCGCCACGGUCACGGCGGCGGCGGCGGUAAUGCCGCUUUGA
This is a messenger RNA of Trypanosoma conorhini, 800 nucleotides long. RefSeq names its product surface protease GP63. Gene Ontology annotation, molecular function: metalloendopeptidase activity. Gene Ontology annotation, biological process: proteolysis; cell adhesion. The record is from RefSeq and is a predicted model, not a curated record. The transcript has a single exon. The annotation marks the transcript as partial. Lineage: Eukaryota; Euglenozoa; Kinetoplastea; Trypanosomatida; Trypanosomatidae. Gene Ontology annotation, cellular component: membrane.